Molecule: messenger RNA, 1854 nt
Organism: Thalassophryne amazonica
Lineage: Eukaryota; Metazoa; Chordata; Actinopteri; Batrachoidiformes; Batrachoididae
Product: zinc finger BED domain-containing protein 1-like
Exons: 8
Coding region: 1-1854 (617 amino acids)
Molecular function (GO): protein dimerization activity
Source: RefSeq, a predicted model, not a curated record
AUGAAACAUCUGGCCAGUCACGGAGUUUAUUUGAAAGCUGAACAAUGCACGGUGUUUGAUAAACUGCGCGACGUUUCACGGCCCAGCACUUCGGCAGCAGGAGCUGCAGGGCAAAUUGAAGAAAGUCCCAAUCCCAGCCCUGCUAGUGUGGCGUUGCACAUCACCGAUGAUGACGAUGACAGCAGCCGUUCCUCUUCAGUAACCACAGUGACUCCUUUCACCCUGGCUAAGAAGAAUGCACUACCCAAGGAGAAGGUGGAGGAAAUCCACAGGGCAGUCACCAAAUUUGUGGUGAUGGGGCUUCAUCCAUUUUCCACGGUGGAAUCACUAUCUUUUAGGGAGAUGAGCAUUGCCCUGAACCCUAAAUAUCAACCACCAUCCAGGGAUGACCUAUCCAACACCUUAAUACCUGCAUGGUAUUCUGUUGUGAAACAGAAUGUCAUCCAACAGCUUGCACACGUCAGCAAAACUGCAAUUACUUGCGAUGGAUGGACCAGCGUGGCACAGGACCACUAUCUGACAGUGACUGUUCACUACAUUUACAAGGGCAGCAUCCAGCAGAAAGUUCUGAGCACUGAAGCAGUUUAUGAGGCUCAGACAGGGCUAGUGGUGGCAGAGGAAAUCCACAAAAUUCUUGAGGAGUUCAAGUUGACUGGAAAAGUCCUUGCUGCCACAGUUGACAAUGCAAGCAACUUGGAUGUUGCACUGAAAAAUUUAAAAUUUUUAAAAGUUGGAUGCUUUGCCCACACACUCAACCUGGCAGCACAGAAGGUGUAUGGCAUCCAAGCUGUGACCAGGUGGUGUGCAAAGAUCCGUGCAGUGGUGGUGUGGUUGAAGCGCUCCACCAUGAGCAAAACUGUUUUGAGAGAGAAGCAACGACUCCUCAAUUUGCCAGAGCAUAAUGUUAUCCUUGAUGUGAGGACUCGCUGGAAUUCUCUGUACAUCAUGGUUGAGCGGUUUGUGGAGCAGUUCCCUGCAAUCCAGGCAGCUUGCCUCGAUCACAGGCUGAGGAAGCCAAUGGAGAGGGACAGACUAGAGCGGCUCACUGACAGUGAUUUUGAGAAUGCAGAGGAAUUCAUGAAAUGCAUGAAAGUCCUGUACACCUCAACCCUCUGCGUGUCAAGUGACAAGUCCCCCACAUGCAGCCAAAUCAUCCCAAUCCGCACAAAGCUGGAGGCACGAUAUUUACCCACAGAUGAUGACAGUAUGUUUGUGGCUGCUAUAAAAGAGAAGGUCUGGGGAGAUCUCGAAAAAAGAUACCAGGAUAAAGAAAUUCAGAACUUCCUUCAGGAGGCCACAUUGAUGGACCCUCGCUUUAAAGGCAAGCUGGGAGUUGGUGUUACAGAAGCUUGGGAUAGGCUUGAGAAAGCAACGAUUGACAGUGUCACGGCAACUCAGCUUCCACUAGAGGACCAUCAUCAGAGUGAGGCAGAAGUAGGUGGUGAUAGUGAUGAUGAGGUGGAGGUGGAGCAAGAGGACACACAUCAAAGAGGAGCUCACAGGAUGUCAGCCUUGGAGCAGUUAUUUGCGGAUGAAGACCGGGAACUUCUCCACACAACUAUGAGCACAAGCAGUGCCCUCUCUAUCACGGAGCAGGUCAAGAAAGAGAUUGAGCUCUACAAAGGCAUGCCAGCAAUCACAUCUGGACAAGACCCUGUGGCUUGGUGGUGGGGUAAGAGGGAUACCCUCCCUAAUUUGUCUGCCUUGUCAGAGGUGUAUUUGUGCGUGCAGGCCUCCUCAACCCCCUCUGAGAGGGUUUUCUCCUGUGCUGGACAUGCAGUUAGCCAGGAAAGAUGCCGUAUAUUGCCAGAAAAGGCCAAUAUGCUGAUAUUCCUGCAGAAGAACUGCAAUUGA